UGGUGCCAUGAAGGAGGUGGUAUUUUAAUCGUGCGAACAAGUUGUCUGCGGGCGGACGUGCGCAUUUUGGUUGUAUUUUUUUUAAUAUCAGUACGGAAAAAACAACUUUGCACAUUCCCUCGAGUUAUUUUUUAUAUACCGGCUUAUUCUUGUUCGUAUUUGUAUUCGCAAUUGCUGGCGCAGCAGACAACCAUAGUGCAAUAUUAACACGGCCCUAGAUAUAUAUCAGCUGGCGAAAUGGACGCACACGCACAUCACAGCGCACCCAAUGUUGCCUCGAUUGCCCAAACAGAACUGAUUGACCAUUCCAUGCACGGACACGAUCACGCGAACAUGCAUCACGAUCACGAGCACAUGGGCCUGGACGCGACCACGCUGAGUCCGCCGCUGGCGACGCCGCACGGGGAUCUGGCCAUGGGCAUGCAUGCUGGCCAUCAUCAUGGCGGCGGCGGUGGCGGCGGCACAGGCACCGGCAUGGAGCACAUGAUGUCGAUGGCGUUCCAUUUUGGCUACAAUGAGACAAUCCUGUUCUCGUGGUGGCACAUCGAGACGGUUGCCGGCCUGAUCGGCUCCAUGAUAGCCAUCUUUCUGCUGGCGCUGCUCUACGAGGGCCUCAAAUACUAUCGCGAGUAUCUGUUCUGGAAGACGUACAAUCUGCUCGAGUAUCGGCCGGUGACGGGACCGCAACGCAAUCCGGAGGCGCCGCGUCUGCCCACGCCCGCCGCCCAUGCCGCACCAUCGCCCGUGCAAUACGUUGGCGAAGUUGUGCACAAACAACCACCGACAAUGCUGUCCAUCAAUCAUCUGUACCAGACGCUGCUGCACGUGCUCCAGGUGACGCUCUCCUUCCUGCUAAUGCUGAUCUUCAUGACAUACAAUGUGUGGCUCUGCAUGAUGGUGGUGCUGGGCGCCGGCGUUGGAUACUUUCUCUUCUGCUGGAAGAAAUCGGUAAUUGUCGAUGUCACCGAGCACUGUCACUAGCAGCCGCCCAUCUGCCCAACCGGGGAGGCGAUCCACUCCCACUCUAGCCGGCUGUGUCUCACCCACGACGGAAUGUCGCCAUGAUCAGCCGGCGCCCGCCCGACCCUGCAGUCGCAAUUCCUGCUGCAAGCUGAAUGCCCCAUUUUCUCGAAAUGCCCAACCCCCAAACCCUCCCCCCCCACACACACACACACACAAACACACCCACACACUCACACAUUUUUAGGUAUUAACAUAUAUGUUUAUCCGUGCAACGCGCAUUUGCCAGCACUCAAAUUUUUAUAACUGUGAAAUUUUUUCAAGAAAUCUAAGCGACAAGAAAAUACUGCAUACAAACAACAACAACAACAAACCAGUUGCUACGGGCACACUUUUUUUUUUGCACACAACAAACGAAACUUUGAGGUUAAGUGAAAAGUGCAGCGAACAAAAGACGAGCAAAUUCUUAAAAAUUGCCCAGCAAAAUAAUAAUUGUAAAAAUUGUAAAAAGCAAACAAAACAAACAAAAAAUGAGUAAACUGUUAGUUAGCCAAAAUUUAUCUCAAUUGCUCAAUUGCCGAUUGGAGCGUCCGGGUUUGAACCACUUUUUUUUUUCUUUUGUUUGGUUUCACUCUACAUUUGUUUUCUUGAAAUAUUUAUCUAUAUAUUAUGCCCAUAAUUAUACCUAUACCUAUGCUUAUAUUUUACACAAAAA
Drosophila virilis is the source of this 1675-nucleotide messenger RNA. It is a transcript of the gene Ctr1A, whose product is annotated as Copper transporter 1A. Gene Ontology annotation, cellular component: plasma membrane. Gene Ontology annotation, biological process: copper ion transmembrane transport. The record is from RefSeq and is a predicted model, not a curated record. Gene Ontology annotation, molecular function: copper ion transmembrane transporter activity. NCBI's taxonomy places the organism in Eukaryota, Metazoa, Arthropoda, Insecta, Diptera, Drosophilidae.